CCAAUCAUGGCCAAUAAAUGACAGUAUUUAUGGAGUAAAAACGUCCACCGAACCCCUUUCCCUCUCCCGCCAUGGCAUCCCUAGCUUUCUUUUUCGUCUUAAUCUCCUCGACCUUCCUAUCAUCACAAGCUAACAAUCUCCAUCUUCAACAAUUGAGAACCCAAGAUGAAUCCUUUACCUCUAUCCUCGUGUCUCAGAACGGCCUUGAUUUCGUCAAGGACUUGCUCGUCAACGAAGCCAUCUCUUCCAUCAUCCCUUUGCAGUUGCCUGCCACCAUCGAAAAAUCUGCCCGAAUCCCAUUUCUGGGAAAUGUUCAUAUGGUUAUCUCCAAUGUUACUAUUUAUAAAAUCGAUGUUUUGGCGUCUUAUGUUAAGCUUGGGAAUUCUGGGAUCGCGAUUGUUGCUUCGGGGACUACUUGUAACUUGACCAUGAAUUGGCAUUAUUCUUAUAGUUCCUGGCUUGUUCCUAUUGAGAUUUCUGAUGGAGGAAGGGCUUCAGUUGAGGUUGAAGGAAUGGAGGUGGGGCUUACAUUAGGCUUGGAGAAUCAUGAAGGAACUUUGAAGCUGUCCCUCUUGGAGAGCGGUUGUUAUGUGAAAGAAAUCACCAUAAAAUUGGAUGGAGGAGCUUCUUGGCUUUAUCAAGGGAUGAUUAAUGCCUUUGAGGAGCAAAUAGGAUCUGCAGUGGAAAGUGCUAUUACCAAUAAACUUAAAGAUGGAAUCCUAAAGCUUGAUUCAUUUCUGCAAUCCCUUCCGAAGGAAAUUCCUUUGGAUGAUAAUGCUUCUUUGAAUGUAUCUUUCGUGGAAAAUCCUGAAUUGAGCAGUUCUUCCAUUGAAUUUGACAUCAAUGGGUUAUUCACAGAUGGUAAAAAGGUUCAACCAGUUUCUAACCAUUACCGGCAGGUGUUUCAACCUUCAGUUUUCUGCAUUGAUCAGUCUAAAAUGCUAGGGAUUUCAUUAGAUGAAGCCGUAUUCAACUCUGCUUCUGCUUUAUACUAUGAUGCUGAAUUUAUGGAGUGGAUUGUGGAUAAAGUACCAGAUCAAGCUCUCUUAAAUACCGCUGGAUGGAGAUUUAUCAUCCCUCAACUGUACAAGAAAUACCCAAAUGAUGAUAUGAAUUUGAACAUUUCUCUGUCUUCUCCACCUGUCAUAAGGAUUUCUGAGCAUAAUAUUGGUGCCACCGUUUAUGCAGACGUGAUAAUUGAUGUGGUUGAAGGUAGUCAAGUAAUAUCGGUUGCCUGCAUUUCAUUGGUGAUCCGUGGCACAGGUUCAGUUAAAAUCAUGGGGAAUAACCUCGGUGGUAGUGUGAAGCUAGAUGACUUGGCAAUGUCAUUGAAGUGGAGCAAAAUAGGGAAUCUUCGAAUGUAUUUGAUACAGCCUGUGAUGUGGACGCUCGUCCAGACUGUUGGCAUACCAUAUGCCAAUUCCUACCUUGGAAAAGGUUUCCCAUUGCCCAUCAUUCAUGGCUUCACUCUUCAGAAUGCUGAAAUUAUUUUCUCUAGUUCAAAAGUCACCGUGUGCAGCAAUGUGUCGUAUUCAGAAUCUGACAAUCUUAAUCAGGUUCCAAUCCACAUCAAGUAAGAUCACUGUUCAUAUCAUGCAACCUUGAGAUGUCCUCAAAAUGGGUUUACAGGGAAGAGAAUGAAGCAAAUUGUCAACUUCCCACUUCCCAUUGUACAGUUUUUACUUUAAGAUGAAAACUCUUUGGUCAACAAAAUGCAGCAAUGUGAUAUAAGUUUGUUGAAUGCACAAAUAUAUGACCAAAGGCACAGUUCAAUUUGUAUCACUUUCUUUGAUGUUUACCUAAUCAUAAAUGUCUCAUAAA
This is a messenger RNA of Gossypium raimondii (Peruvian cotton), 1821 nucleotides long. Its product is annotated as putative BPI/LBP family protein At1g04970. Gene Ontology annotation, molecular function: lipid binding. Bases 72 to 1577 code for a protein of 501 amino acids. NCBI's taxonomy places the organism in Eukaryota, Viridiplantae, Streptophyta, Magnoliopsida, Malvales, Malvaceae. The transcript has 6 exons. The record is from RefSeq and is a predicted model, not a curated record.